Phytomonas sp. EM1 is the source of this 8390-nucleotide messenger RNA. Lineage: Eukaryota; Euglenozoa; Kinetoplastea; Trypanosomatida; Trypanosomatidae. The record is from the annotation of a GenBank genome assembly.
GGAAGUAUUAACACAAUCAUACAUGAAUAAAACUUUAUACCGUAAGUGAGCAAAGCCCAUCAACAAUAUAUUCACCAACAAGACCAAAAUAUAGCAUAAAAAAAAUAAGGGGUCAAGGGACCGCAACUCUUCAGUAGCUGGAGACACAAAUAACAACAGAAUAAAACAUAGCGAAUUCUGAUUGUUCUUGUUUUUUUUUUCGAAAGGGUAUUUUGUUUUUGAAUCUUUGGAAUUAAGCGAAUAAACGUACCUCAAAACAGAUCUCUUUGCCCUAUAAGAGGCGGGAAUUGGAAUCGUAGCCUGGAAAAUUUAUUUUUGGUCGUCUUUUUCCAAGAGUAUUGAUCGAUUCUUAGUUUUCCUCUCUCUAAGCUCAAGCGUUUCAUAGAGUGGAUAAUUUUGGCUCCCUUUCUUUUACCGGAUCAAUUCCAUUCUCAUCCUAAUAAUAAUAAAAAAAUAAAAGGAACUUUUGCAUUGUAGCUUAUUUUUCUAGUCUCAUUUCCGUAGAAGAUUCAUAUUUGCUACAAUUUCUUAAUCCCCUUCUCCCCUUUCGAAAAAAAAAGGAGGCUAACUUUGUUUAAGAAAUUCAGAGCAUGAAUAUUCUCAAGACAUUCGAGGAGGAUCUCCAUACAAGCACUUACUCAUCGUCAGGUGAGGAACCAAACGACGCCAAAAACUUUUGCACUCCUCAGAACGAACAGCUCCUUGGGGAGAUCUUCCAUUGUUUACCACCCCAGCUUCGGGGAUUAAUUAAUGAGGGGGACCGUCAGCGAAUAAAGGAGUUGGUGACUUGUAUCGUUGAGCUCGGCGAUCCUGCCACCUGCCGCAACCGCGUCGCCGCUUUCGAGCGGUUUAAGAAUGAGUGGGAUGGCACUCAGGAGGGUAGUCAUGAGCUGGAUGUCGUCCGCCCGGCAUUAUUUCUCGAAGCGCCGUCGCUUUUUCUGUCUAUCGAUGAUAUCAUGCGAGCCUAUCGUGUGGGGGGAGUCCCUUACGGGUGUCCGCUGCACUCCGCCGCCGUAGGGGAGGAGGCGCCAGGCUCGAAAGGCUCCAUCUCCUGCACUUGGUCGGGAGUGAUGGAACGGCUCAUGAACUACUGCGAUGCACUCAGGAAAAUCCUCACUGCCGACGAGGGGUACAGAAUUCCAAAGAGCCUCCAGCAGCAGGCGGUGCCCGCCCUUUACGCGUGGCUCACAGACUACGACUUCUUGCUUGACAACGUGACGUAUUGGUUGACGGUUGCGAAUUUGAUGAUCAAGAUCGGUCGCCCCCAUUACGGGCUUUAUGUUGUUCUCCCGUGGCGUCCGCUUGCCGCACUUUUCAUUAACUUAGUGAACGAACGAGAGCCUUCAAAAAUGUGUGGGCGAUUUGGCGCCAUUAUGCGCACUGCUGGCAGUGUGUUGCCGCGGCUGUGUGAGAUCGCGUCGAUGUAUUUCGAUUCCAACGCUCUGGAGGAGAUGUGGCUCGAGUUCUCCCCAAAGUUCACUGCAAACGGGGAUGAAAGUCAUAUUUACCUUUUCCUGCUAUGCAGUCUGCUGCCAGUGCGUCAGCUGCGAAGCGAUACUAGCACGGGCAGCUACGUGAGCCCACUUGUUAAGCGUAUUGUGCAUUUUUUGUUGCGUGAGGCGUACGACUGGCAGCUUCAGCAACGCGAGGCGUGGUUGAUUAUCACGUUCAAGAUUUUGUCCCGCAUGUUUGGCAUGAACGAGGGAUUGGUGAGCCUUGAUGAUUAUUCAGAGCCUCUUUUUAGCAGCAUUUUGCACCUUUUGCACCUACCUAUCGGGAGCGACCCGAACGACCCAUUCGCCGCGGCUGGAAUGACCUCUCAAAAACAUAGCCAGAGCAGGUAUCACAGCAGGAGCGGCGACGGUGGCGCUGCCGACGGUGGCAGUCCGCUUGGCGGUCCGUCCACCGCGCCCACACAUGCGCUGUUUUUCUCGCUCGGUGUGAGCCCCGCGGAGAGGCUGCGUGCGGUGCCCGGUGUGGUUAACGCCCUGACAAACGAUACCAACUCCCCCCUUUGGUGCCAGCUACGACGGCUACUACACGCCACGAGUGUUUUCAUUCGUCGAGGGGUGAGUGCCGUGGAGGCUACGAGCGAGGUCUGCCAGCUCUACAACGGAUUUGUCAUGUCGGUAUACCGUCGGGUGCGGCGUCAGACGCGGUAUUUGAGGCAUCUUGCGCAGGUCCACAGCCAUGCCCAUCGUUCGCCCGUGGAGCUGGCGGGCGAGGGGGAUCGAGGCAGCCCCAGAGACGGCGCCUCCGCGACGAUCGACGAUGAUGAAGACGAGAUCGAGGGCCCUUUGCCGUCGGAGCACGUUUGGACUCGUAGCACGAUCGACAGCUUUGUCGAACUGAUGGCCCCGGUUCUGAUGCCCGCCCUGCAUCUCCAUCUGAGUGGUGUUAAUAAAUCCAUAGCUUUGCUUAUUUCUCUUUCGCCGGCGCAGAUGCUGCCGCACGUGCAGAAGUACAUCAGCACGGCCCUUCACACGCCCACCGAUAUAGAGCAGCAGCGCGCGCGCGUUCUACGGCUCCUUAACGCGGCGGCCUACCCCAUGCUUGGCAAUCAGCAGACGCAGGAGUACUUCAUCGAGUACCUCAGCGAGUCGCUGCCACAAUUUGUGUGUUGGAUCGGCCCGAGUACCCCGCACGUGACGCCGAACCUCAUUCACGUCUUGUUCAACGUCGCCGCAGUGAUACCGCUGCACCGACUCUUUCCGACCCCAGAGAUGGAGUGUGAGGUGAUGGUGCGCUUCUUUGAGCAGGUGGCCUCCGUAUGUGAGGAAAAGCGCGACGAGAUGGAUAUGGGCAUGCUUAGUUGCGCCCACACCAUUCUGCAGACGCUCUCGGAGGAGGCCUACAGUUGUGUCGUGAAUCGUCUCUUCCGGUACGUUGAGGACCAGAGCUCCGGACUUUGCAAGAUUUGCUUACUCACUGCCGUCGGACGGAAAGGGGCGGCGCGUUUGAUUGCCUUCGCCAAGCGUAUCGCCGUACCGGUGAUCCUGAGUAGAGGCAACAACGACGCCGUCACUUCGUGGGCGACGCGUGUGCUGUGCGCGUGCAUCUCUGGCGCCGGCCGCAAUGCCGUGUUCGCGGAGUCGAAGCUGAUUGUGCAGUGCAUUAACGCGCUCAUUUCGCAUAUCACGAGCAUCCGCCGGCUGGGCGACGCGCGGCUGCUGUUUGUGAACCUCGCUGAUGUGCUUCUGCGCUACGAAUGCACGGUAUCACCCUCACACGAUGACAACGGCGACACGGCCUCGUCUGCGUCGCGCGGCGCCGGUUGGGCGAGCGCGGCAGCGCCGUGGCUUGACGAAAUCGACCCCGAUCUCGCCGUCGGGGAGCGCUUCCUGCGGGGCCUCGGCUUCCGCGAUGGCCGCGACGUCCGUCUCCGCUGGUCCGGCCCUGCCGCCCACCACGUCGGAUUCCUGAUGGACCUCUGUGAUGACUUCCUCGGGGACGCGAUGAGGGUGGUUGAGGGGGUGCGCCACGUGGGCCCCUCUGUGGACCCCUGCAGUGGACUCCUGGGGCUGCUCCCGCAAUCGGUGCGGGAGGCUGAGGGGGCGGACCCCGACGGGGUCGACCCUAAAGCCGACCACACUAACUUCGAGGACGGGAGUGAGAGCGCGGAGGAGUUUACCCCACAUAACGUCCUGCACGGCUGUGCGACGUGGAUGCGGUACGUUUAUUUAACCUGUGUGCCACUCUACUACGACGGUACGGAUGGCUUCAAGGGGGAGGGGGCGGGGGCUCCACGGCGGCGGUCCGGUGCGUCUCACCUUUACGAUGUACCGGUCACCUCCGUGCGUGUGCUAGAGGAUACGGCGUGGACGGAGCACAACGUGGCGUGGUGCCCAUAUUGGUUCCUUUCAGAGCGGUGUGCUUUGCCCUUGCCGCGGCCAACCGUCCCGUUCUCGAAUGCAUCCGCUAACGUGUCGCCUCGUCGAUUAAAGUAUGACCGUACGAUGCUGUUUGAGUUUGUUUGCAAGCACAUGCUGCGAAGAUUUUGCGGGGACCCUGCUGCUGAGCUCAAGAGAGCUUUUGACGCCAGGGCUGUCGAGGUGUUUGACCUGGACCUCCUCGUCAGCGGUGAGCCCCCAUUGGAUGCGAAGAGGGGCGAUCAGGGUGACACUCGAGCGCUGGAGGGCGUCUUGAGCUUUUUGAUCGCUCUCACGAGUCUAUUAUCCAAUAAAGCCUUCUCGCACGCGCUUAGAUUUGAAGGUAGAGCCUACAUGCUUGAGAUCGAGCUCAAUUAUCACGAAAAGAUUCGCCAUGUACAGUUGUUUCCGGCGGAAUAUUGGGCUCAUCGCGCGAUGCACGUAGUCAGCACCUACGUGCCGUCCGCACACCACCUCUCGUGCUCUGUCGACAUGUGCCAAAAGCUCCUCAAUGUGACCCACCUACUUUGUUUUUUUCAGCCCCGCGGUCGGGUGCGAAGCUUUUGUGAUACCCUUUUCACUUGUAUGCUUCGAAUCCUCACGCCCCCCUUGCGGCGCGUGUUUUAUGCCUGUCACCUAAAUGCCGUCAACAGGCUCACAGAGUUGUGGUCGCGAAAGAUCGCCGGGAGUGAUGAAGGGGUGCGGCUAUCGCUUGAGGCGCUCGCCUCUCCGCCCACGUGCACAGGGCCCGCUGAGAGUUCCGUAUUGCCGCUUGAGGAUGGAAAAGCACGUCUAGGUGAGAAGGAGAGCCCAUGCAGCGACGCUGAGGACGACACCCGACAGCGGGGGGAUACCUUUCGCACAGCAGAGGCCCGAGAGGUGGUCGACAGCGGCAUGCAGUUUGCCCUUUUGUUCUUCCAAAAUCACCGAUCUUUUGAAAAUUCGGAUAUUCUUUAUCACAUUAUUCGAUCCUUUUCUCUCUGUCCGGAUCAGUUGCUUGGGCUUUCUGUGAAGAACUGCUUACAACAUCUCGUUGCGGUUUUGUUUAGCAUGGUGCCAUAUGCCGACCGGCGGACUACUCAUUGGCUUGUCGAAGAGAUGAUUUUUCUGGCAUCUCGCCUCGCGGCGGUGUCGCCGACGCGCGCCUCUGCAUGUAUGUGUAUCGCCUUUCUGAUGUACCAUCCCCAUGGUGAUGAGCCGUGGCGUGUGCUAUCCACAAGGGCGGUUCAGGUGCUCUUUAAGCUCAGCACGAAUCCGCUCCACAGACUGUGCGCGGCAUCCAUAAAUUUUUUAGUGGUCGUCUUUCGAGGUGUUUGUGGGCCAUCAAGCGGGACCACUCACGUACUUAUGAGCCGCUCUCGUACGUGUCUUCUAGGCUCGGGGGGUGGCCCUUUGCAGCGUGCGGACGGCGACGAAGGCGACUCCGCCUUAGAACCUAAAUUAUCGCAUCUGGAUGGGAAUCCUCCACACAGUGCAUCCGAUGUCUUUGAGAACCCCGAUAACCAGCGAGAGGAUGUGGAAUUUUUCAAGCGUCGUUAUACAAAGUUACGGCAGUGGGUUCCGUUUUUCCGCGUGGGGGAGGGCGGGCAAUACUUUAUCCCAAUCCACAUCACCGUGCCCGUAGAGCGCGAGUGCUUUCCAAGCAACUUCUUUGAAGGGGACGACAGGCCGUUUGCGUGUACUAAUGGUGAUUGUGACUGUGGGUCUGUGCAUUGCGAUGUUCUACAGAGGCGCCAUUUCGUCGAGACGUGUCAAUGUGAUCGUAGGACUGUUCUUUGUCUUUGGGGCCGUGCGAUCGCGGUCUAUUCCGGGUUGACAUCGCAGUCCGUUGAAAGCAGUGACCCGCACGAGAGGAAAGAUAAACUCCACGAAGGGAACACCAGUCUUGAUGUUCGGGAGCCUCAGCUUCCUACCAGCGUCCAGGAGGGCGGUGAUGGUGUGACUGCCGCUGCGCGUAUCCGGGGUUCGUGGGUAUGGGCCGCGUUGGGCUGUCUCAGGGAACUGAAUGAUUACGCCCACCGAAGCUUUUUAGCGACCAAGAUGUGGGUUCUGCUUGGGCGCGUGGUUGGGUACGAACGCUGUCUUCGCCAUUACGUCCUCGUGGUGCGCCUUCAACGCGACGAACUCACAGAGAAGCUUCAUCGCAAGGACCAAACCGCGAAGGAGUCUACCCAGGGCCAAUUUGCCGUCCUCAUGGACCUAUGCUUAGCUUGCCUACAACUCAGCAAGGAGUAUGUGCUGCGCGAGUGGGCUAUUAACGCAUCCAGCGUGGUUCAUGACAGCCUCCAAAUACCAUCGCCGCAGCUUCAUGCGGAUCCUUCUCCUCCCGCAGAAUUUAUGCCGAUUCCUGAAACUAGCGCCACCGCAAAGGAUCUCCGCAUGCUCACGUUGCAGUGCUAUGUCGACACACUUCUCUACACUUGCCAGCGGAGUGUCCCAAAUGAGGUGUCGCGCGUUGCAGCCGCUACUUUUGGUAGGCUGGGCAGCUCCCUGAGUAUGGGGGAGACAUGGUGGCUGUUGGAGGCCUUGCUGAGUAGCCUGACCAUCGCUACCAAUGAUGAGAACCAUGAGGCGUCGUGUGAGGAUGUUUUUUCAUCCUCACCACUGAACCGAGGUAAGCGAGAGAGCUUCUUGUGUGCCGUAUCGGCUCCGAACACAACCAAAGUGAGCGCGAACAUGCAGAAAACCGUGCGCAUCAUGACGUACCUUAGCCAGAUUGUGCGCAAUACUGAGCCUGAGUGGACUGGGGAACUACUCGAGAAGUUGACGCAGUCCAUUCGCGUGAACCAGGGGUUGUUCUUCAGCUCCACCACGUCGUACUCCGGCUUCUGGGCGGCGAGUGUACCGCGGCUGCUGUUACGCUGGUGCCUGAAUCAAGGUAGCAUCAUUCCCGGCAACUAUCGCUUGCUUAAGGAUUUAUCAGAGUUCGCGCUGGAAAUUAUUUAUUGGGUCCCGAUCUCAUCCUUUACCAACUCCACGUUGUUGUUGGGAUCUGCGUCCUCCACCUCGAGCGGUCAGGAUGAGGACAAAGACGAGGCCGCGCACGACCCACAGCCCGCCAGCACAGGGAUCAGUGCCGGCCCCGGACAGGACCCUUGCACCACCACCACCAACACAACGACGACGACGACCACCACCACCACCACCACUACUAUCAUCACAACGACCUCAAAGCCACAAGGUGUGAGGACUUUGAGCACCUCGUGGCCUCCGACGCCCAUCUUAAGCUCCAUAGGGGUCCCGAGCAGCGCCAUCGACACGGCUUUUCUGACCCCGGCGUUCCUUCCCCGGGCCCACGACCCCCUUGAGCGGGAGAAGACCUUCCUCGAGGGCGUCCCCCCAGCGUUGCAGCUCCCUCGAGUUGACAACCUGCGCCCCGUGAGCGUGGAAAAGACGGGCUCCCGGGGCGUUCUACCGACUCCUUCCCUCAUGCCUGUGCCAUCGCCCGCGGGCGUGGUGACGGCUGCCACUGGAAGCCACUCCCCGUCGAUGGUCGCGCCGAAUUUCCCUUCGCCAUCACUGCUGCCAACCCCGAUGGUGGGCCUCGGCGUGCCGCCAGGGCCUGACGUGUUGGCGCCGCAACCCUUCACUGCCGCGACCCCUUUGCUCGGGGCCGAGGAACUCAACGCGGCAGCCCUCGCACCGAUCAAGACUGUUCUCUUCUGCUUUCAGUCCCCACCCGCGGUGCUGGUGGAAAGCUGUGCGCGGCCGCUGCUGACGUUCCUUAUCGCCGCCUUGAACCUUUCCUUCGUCAAGGUUGACAACCUCCACAGCAUCGCCGAAAGCGUCUUGGCGAGCAUCGUGAACCUGCGUCUGCCCAAACAUGUCGUGCACGCGUUGCUCCACAUGUUGUGUGACGCGCUGGUUGGUCAGGCCCCCGACUGCGUUUGCUCCCACAGGUGCCGGAGCGUCCUCACGCAGGCGCUCUGUGUGCUCAUCUUCAAUAACACCCACCGCAUUGGGAAGUAUGCAGUGAUGCAGCGCGUCGCUGAGGCUGUGGUGCAGACAAUAGGCUGCAAGGAUGGUCGUCUACGGGCCCAGGGCUUUCACCUCUUUGCCGUGCUCACUAAGGUCGCGUCUACGGAGCAGACCUUUGCGCUGCUCCAGAUGUACGCCAAGGAGUUGAGGGGCUACUCGUUUCCCAACCCAGGCGGGGAUGGGCUGCGAGCUGCCGUACCCAACUCCCUGCCUGACGUGGGCUCCGAAAACGAGGGUGGCGCUGCAGUUCCUGCAGGCAUGAUUUCUGGAAAGCGGCGGUACGUGGCGCUGGUUCUGCUCCAAUGCGCAGCCCUUUCUGCCGACCCGGGUACAAUUCCAGCGUACAUUCCAAAACUGAUGGAGCGUCUCGCACUGUACUCGCGAAGCCCCAUAGUCGAGGUGCAACGUGCCGUUAAGAAGUCAUUCGAGGCAUGGUGGCGCUCACAUCGCGAGGGUUGGGAGAUGGAGUAUAAGAGUUGUUUCACUGCAUCCCAGUUGGAGGCGAUAUCGACAUUGUUGAUGACACCCACCUACUACGUGUGA